Molecule: messenger RNA, 1943 nt
Organism: Meloidogyne enterolobii
Lineage: Eukaryota; Metazoa; Nematoda; Chromadorea; Rhabditida; Meloidogynidae
Source: the annotation of a GenBank genome assembly
AUGUGGCGUGCAGUGUACGAACUCCCAGAAAACUAUGGUUUUUAUUCCGAGAAACAAUUCGACUUGGAAGAGCAAUUAAAUAAACUUUAUUACCAAAUAAAACCAUUUUAUCAACAAUUACAUACUUAUUUCCGUGCUAGAUUGGCUGCUUUACACUCGAAGAAGGGCGGAGAGGAAAAUCAAAAAGCCGGUUUUGUCUCCAAAAACGGCCCAAUACCCAUACAUUUACUAAAAAGUUCAAAUGGAGAUAACUGGUCAGCUUAUUAUGAACAAACAAAACCCUUUUCUGAUGAAGCUUUAGCUGUGGAAGAAGAAAGAAUAUCCAACGAAUUAUUAAAUUCAUUUCACGCACAAAACUAUACUGUCAGAUUAAUGUAUACUAAAGUUUAUCGCUUUAUGAAAUACUUAGGUUUUGAAAAAUUACCUCGUUCAUUUUGGACAAAUUCUGUAUUCAAAAGAAACUGGGCAAAAGAAAUGAUUUGUAAUCCUGCUACUGCGUAUGAUAUGAUGAAUGGCCAAGAUGACUAUAGAAUUAAAGUUUGCGGUCAACUUAGUGAACAAAGGAGUGAAUCUGCAGAAAUUAAUAGAUUAUAUAAAGAAGCUCUUGAAGAUUUUGUUAAAUUACCUUUUGCCGUUGUUGCAGAUAAAUGGAGAUAUGCUGUAUUUAACGAAAGCCUGUCUCCAUCAAAUUGGUCGAUGGAAUGGUGGUCGUUGAGGCAGAAAUAUCAAGGGAUUAUUGCCCCUUCAAUGGCUGAUCCAAAAGCUGUAGAAAGCGAUCCAACAGCGUCUCCAUUAAUUACUCAACAGCAUGCACCUGCAACACGUGAUACCUUUGCUUAUAUUGUUCAAUUCCAAAUAUUAAAAAAAUUGUGUAAAAAUAAAUUAAGUCAAGGAUGUUUGCCUGACAAAGAGGAAAUGAAGGAUAUUCACGAUGCCAUAAAAAGAGGUGGUUCAAUUUCUUGGCUUGAUGCCUUUGAGAAAAUGACUGGCAAUAGACAUAUUGAUGCCGGCCCACUGCUAGAAUAUUAUUCUCCGUUAAUUCAAUGGCUUGAUAAUAUAAAUUCCAAUGAACAACGAGUUGUUGGGUGGGAAGUUGAGGGUGAAGGAGAGGCUUUUGCAGAAAACGAACUCCCACAUUUACAAAACCAAUAUGAAAGUGAAAAUGGGGGAGAAUUUGGGAGGAUAGAUGGAACUGGUGGAGGAGAUGCUCAGAUUGCUUUUCCUGGUCAGAGCUGCGAGAAGGAUCAGGAAUGUCUACUCGAUUCAAAAUGUAAUGGGACAAUUUGUGUUUGUAGGGAAGGAUUGUAUACUCUUCGGAUUGCAGGCACUUAUAACUGUGUUCCGAGUGAUCCUGCUAAGGUAGGAUUCACUGAUGACAGUGGUGGUCUAGUAAUAGCUCUAAAUCCCAACAAUGGAUCACACGCUCCUGAAACCGGGCAAAAUGCUGAUAUAGAGGCAGUUGUUACAAUUGAACACAUGGACGAAGAGGCGAAUAAACAUGGAAAAACCUCAAAUUCUGCGAUAAAAAAGCUAUGCAAUUUCUCCAUUUUAUUUACAAUUUCUCUGGCCAUUUCUGCUUUAAGACAACAAAUGCUUAUUCAUCGGAUAUAAAGUUUAUAGUUAAUUUAAAGAGCUAUAUGUAUAUAUUAUUUGUUUAUUUGUAAAAUUUUUUGUUUACUAUUUAAGUUUCUAAUGUAAAUUAUAAAGAUUAGUGCGCGGAACCGGACCGGAUUUGGAGGGACUAAGGAGGGAUAUAGGUGUAUUUGUAAAGAUUAAGAUGGAUAUACAUCUCCCUUACAACUCAAAUCCCGCGAUAUCAAUCCUACUCCACCAAAUCACCUGUUAUCCACCACAAAUCCGCCAAGCACCCUUCAUAAUCAUCCAAAAUCCUUAGAUAUCCCCACUAACAAAUUCUUAACACAUAAACAAUCAAAUCUCUUUAU